Nerophis lumbriciformis (worm pipefish) is the source of this 5872-nucleotide messenger RNA. It is a transcript of the gene shisa7a, whose product is annotated as shisa family member 7a. Gene Ontology annotation, biological process: regulation of AMPA receptor activity; regulation of short-term neuronal synaptic plasticity. The record is from RefSeq and is a predicted model, not a curated record. Gene Ontology annotation, cellular component: AMPA glutamate receptor complex; postsynaptic density; dendritic spine membrane. NCBI's taxonomy places the organism in Eukaryota, Metazoa, Chordata, Actinopteri, Syngnathiformes, Syngnathidae.
CCAAGAAACGUGCACGAGGACGAUGGAGACCGGCGACACUUUGUGAAUCGCUCCCGUGGAUCUCAUCAUCAUCGUCGUCUUCUUCAUCAUCAUCAUCAUCAUCAUCAUCGCCAGGUCCAACAACAACAACAACAGGUUGGUGAGACUCCAGCCUGCAGAGAAGCAGAUGUGUUCCAUGGUCUUCUCUGGCGAGACGUGAGCGCGUAGAAGAAGAAUCCAAACUGUUUUGUCUCUUUUUGCACUUUCUGCCCCCACUUGCCCCCCUUCCAUACGUGCCUACGCACAUUUGUGAUAAUUUCAUGUAAUUAUCAUUUCUCCUCCUGACACAAAAACCUUCUCACACAAAAGUGAUGGAGGUCCCGCCUUAAAUGGCACAUUUGGCGAAGGCGAGCUCGCACCGUAGGCCAGGGCUCACCCCGUCCUUCACUUCCUGUCUUGGCCCCUGGCUGCCAACCACUUCCUGUCUUGGCCCCUGGCUGCCAACCACUUCCUGUCUUGGCCCCUGGCUGCCAGGCCCCUCGCACCUGAAUGCCUCGCGGCGAGCACAGUAUGCCUAACGAGGAGGCGUGUCCACAAGGGCGGCGUGAUUACGAGUGCCUCCUCUGAAUGUUCCCCAGGAGGAACACGCCUUCACCUUCAGUUCCGCCGUCAGCCCAGGAAUGUAGGAGGACCCAGAAGUGCUCCCAAGACUUUUUGCUGCAUGCUUUGAAGGGGCAAGAAUACUGCCACCUGCUGGACAAGAUCUUGGUCAGGAGUUAUUGACAUUAUGAGGCACUUUAGGGCGCCUGAAUCUGUUCUCAGUGGUCUCCUGGUGCGUCACGCUCCUCCCUGACUGGGACCGCAAAAACCUUUCCAAGCCAUAAAACCUUUGGGUGACCAAAUCCUCAAGAACUGCACGGCGUCUUCACCAUGUCAGAAUGACGCUCGCUGCCAAUCUCCGACUCCUCGCCCUCCUCUCUCUCCUCGCCGCCCACAUCCCCGCCGCCGCCCCGGACCCCGCCCCGACCCCGCCCGCCUCUCGCUCCAGGAGCAGGGCCAACCCCCCUGAGAGAGUCCCGGAGGAGGCGCCGCCCCGAGCGGCGGCCCAGGUCAUGUUCCCCAAGAACGUGACCUCGGCCGAGGCGCUGGCGCCCCCGCUGGGCGCAGCCCAGGUGUCCCCACGCCUGAUGGACGUGUGGAUGGACGUGUGCCAGGGCUACUACGACGUGAUGGGACAGUUUGACAGCGCCUUCAACUGCUCCAAGGACACCUACAUCUACUGCUGCGGGACCUGCCACUACCGCUUCUGCUGCCCGGACCGGAACCGGCAGCUGAAGCAGGACAGCUGCAAGAACUACGACUCCCCCGAGUGGGCCAAGACCGAUUCCCCCGCUUUGGUUCUGGAGGAUGAGCCGGGCUCCGACCCGGACGUGGACCCCCUGAGGCAGCAGAGCCACUACACGGGCUUCGUGAUCGGGGGCGUGGUGGUGUUCAUGGUGGCCGUGGCCGUGGGUAUCAAGGUGGUCUUCAACAAGGUGCAACAGGAAGCCCACCAGCGAGACCUCAACAUGCCCAGGGCCCUGGUGGACAUGUUGCGACACCAGUCCAGUCCGGUCCAGCAGGACGAGAGGAACAACAGCCUGGCCUUGGCUGUGGGGGACGGCCAGGGGACGCUGGGCAGAGCUCCUAAGAACCUCUACACCUCGGGACUGCCGAGCAAGGACAACCGACUGGGGAAUGUUCAGCACAACUUCAUCCACUCGUCAGGAUCCAGCCCCAAACACACGGCGACCAUCGAACGCACGCCUCGCAUGAACAACGCUCAGCUGGCGGCGGGGGGCACCCUGCUCUCCAGCAAGCACAACAACACCAAGUCCCAGCCCGCCUUCCACCACUCGCUGCACAACCUCGCUCAGCUGCCGCCAUCCUACGAGAGCGCCACCAAGCCGGAACUCAACAGAUACUCCUCGCUCAAGCGGCUCGAAAAAGGUCUGGACGAGUACUCGUCUGGGUACUGCACCACCAAGCGGCGCCCGCACACCGCCCAGCCGGCACUUCAGUCCUCCCAGCACCACCUCCACUGGGGCGGGGACUACACCCUCGGCGGGAGAGGCACUCUCCCCAGGCAUGCCGCUCGACCCUGGAUCCCGCCGCCGCCCUGUGGCAUGCCGGCUUCGCCCACCCCCAAUCCGUACCCGCUGGACCCCCCGGACCCCCAGUAUAACCCCAAUUACGACACCCUCUCCAAACCUGCGCGGAAGGUGAAGUCCACCGACCAGCUGCUCAACAUGGGGGACGUCCCCGGUAACACGGGAACCUUGUCCCGCAUGUCCAAGAACCAGCAGCACCAGUACUACAAAGCCAUGGCCGCCUCUGGUAAGAACUCCAACACACAGACACUUACCCGCAAGACCCAGGACAGGCAGGACAGGCAGGACAGGCAGGACAGGCAAGACAGGCAAGACAGGCAAGACAGGCAGGACAGGCAAGACAGGCAGGACAGGCAGGAACGGUUGCUCAUGUCCCCAGACCACUUGGAGGAGAGGAUGGGCGGGAUAGGGGUGGUCGACCCGUACGCCCACACAGGAGGGGGCGGCGUCCCCACCUUGCCUCGCCAGCAGAAGGCCCAGUCCCAGCAGAACGUGUGCGCCACGCCCUCUCUGGACCGCCACCACAUGAUCAAGAUGAACUCUCACCCGACCUCCGGCAGGGAGCAGGAGAGGAACCCAGGCAUGAGCGGCCACAUUGCCGGGGGGAUGGGCUGGGCAGGGGAGAUGCCCGGGGCGGCGGGCGUAGUCAUGGGGACGGGAACGCUGGGGGGCCACAGCGCCAGGAGGAUGGCCUUCGCGGCUAAGCGGCAGAACACCAUCGAGCAGCUGCACUUCAUCCCGGGAGGGGGCGGUGGCAGCGGCGGCGGGGGAUCGGGGGCCGGUGGCGGGGGAGGCAGUCAGGGGAUCCGGACGGGGAGCAAAAACGAGGUGACGGUGUGAGCGCACCAAGCCAGAAGAUGGACAGCUGCUAGAAGUAGAGUUCUUGUGACGAGGUUUAGGCUCUUCUAAUUAGUGUAGUGACAGCCACCAAUCACGGAGCACCUUUGUGACCACAUCAGCCAUAUUUUCUACGUGAACACGCCAUUCUUUGCCAUAUGUACGGUACGUACCCACACAUGUACCGUACGUACCCACACAGCAGUGCCGUUACUCGCACCGAGUGGUCGGGAGGAACAAAGCUUGUACACUCGACGCUUUUUGAGAAGGAAAAAGCACUCAGGAGCCAUAUUAGAUAAGAGACAUAUAAAUACACCAACGGACUGACGGAGGGAGGGAGACCACGUGGGUCCUCGUCUCACCGAGCGCAGCCGACUAGUCGCCGGCCAGCCCUCGCCCACACCCAUUAAUUACAGAGACAGAGCUCGUGGGUGAGCAGCAAGACCGGAUCCGUCUGACUGAAGACUUUUUGGACUUUGUGGGAGGUAGAGCCUGUGGACGCCCACCGGGACGCCCACCGGUCUGACGUUGCCUCCUUCGCCCCAUGUGACCUUAGUCCGCCGGUGGGUGGCGGGGGAAGAGGAGGUCUCACCGCCCUAUUUGAAGCGUCUCCCGCACGGGCUACCAAAUAUCCAAUAGCCAUGAUUCUCCUUAACGACUUCUUUGACGUUCUGUUCAAUUCUAAACUCAGCACAAGGUUGCACGUAGACCCCCGACGCGCCCUGCCAAGCCAUUUUCACGGAGAUACAAAGAGGAAGCUGGUCUGACAAUCACCCGGAGAAGAAGGGAGGCCCUUUCCAGAAGGUCCCCCUGGCACCCGCUCUAUCAUAGACGCUACGGGUGUGACUCUUUGGCCACCUAACCGUUACAUCCGAUUCCCAUUCCUGGGGUGACGAUUCGGUUCAGCAAGAUUCUCGAUUCAAACCGAUUUAAAAAUGUUUUACUGUUAUUGGGAAAAACAUAAAAAAUUAAUAUAUUUUUUAAUUGAUUUUUAAAAAUUACGAAUUGGUUUAGAAUCGGGAAAAUAAGAAUAGGCCGUCGAAUGUGAAUCGUUUUUUUUGUGCACUCCGAAUAGGGGAGUUAGUCAUCUCAAGGCACCUAUAACGCUUCGAUCUGAUUCCGAUUCCUGGGUUGACAAUUCGAUUCAGCACGAUUCUCGAUUCAAACCGGUUCUCGAUUCAAACCGAUUCUCGAUUCAAACCGGUUCUCGAUUCAAACCGGUUCUCGAUUCAAACCGAUUCUCGACUCAAACCGGUUCUCGAUUCAAACCAAGUUACGGUUCAAACCGAUUAAAAAAAAAAAAUUACUAUUUGGAAAAACAUAAAAAAUAAAUAUAUAUUUUUUAAUUGAUUUUUGAAAAUUACGAAACGGUUUACAAUCGGGAAAAUAAAAAUCGCCCGUCAGAUGUGAAUCGACUUUUUUGUACACUCCGAAUAGGGGAGUUAAUCAUCUCAAGGCACCUAACGAUUCAAUCUGAUUCCGAUUCCUGGGUUCCGAUUCCAUUAAACACGAUUGUCGAUUCAAACCGAUUCUCCAUUCAAACCGGUUCUCGAUUCAAACCAAUUCUCGAUUCAAACCGGUUCUCGAUUCAAACCGAUUCUCGAUUCAAACCGAUUUUUAAAAAAUGGAUUAUUUGGAAAAACAUAAAAAAAUAAAUAUAUUUUUUAAUUGAUUUUUGAAAAUUACGAAAUGGUUUACAGUCGGGAAAAUAAGAAUCGCCCGUCGGAUGUGAAUCGAUUUUUUUGUACACUCCGAAAAGGGGAGUUAAUCAUCUCAAGGCACCUAACGAUUCGAUCUGAUUUCGAUUCCUGGGUUGACGAUUCGAUUCAACACGAUUCUCCAUUCAAACCGGUUCUCGAUUCAAACCGAUUCUUGAUUCAAACCGGUUCUCGAUUCAAACCGAUUCUCCAUUCAAACCGGUUCUCAAUUCAAACCGAUUCUCGAUUCAAACCGAUUUUAAAAGAAAUUAUUAUUUGGAAAAACAUAAAAAAUAAAUAGAUUUUUUAAUUGAUUUUUGAAAAUUACGAAACGGUUUACAGUCGGGAAAAUAAGAAUCGCCCGUCGGAUGUGAAUCGAUUUUUUUGUACACUCUGAAUAGGGGAGUUAAUCAUCUCAAGGCACCUAACGAUUCGAUCUGAUUCCAAUUCCUGGGUUGACGUUUCGAUUCAACACGUUUCUCCAUUCAAACCGAUUCUCCAUUCAAACCGAUUCUUGAGUCGAACCAAUCGUCAAUUCAAACCGAUUCUCGAUUCUAGCCGAUUUAAAAAAAAAAAGAUUGUUAUUGGGAAAAAAAUAAAAAUGUAUAUACUUUUUUAUUGAUUUUUGAUCAUUCCGAAUCGGUUCAGAAUCGGGAAAAUAAGAAUUGCCCGUCGGAUGAGAAUUUAUUUUUUGUACACUCCGAAUAGGGGAGUUAAUAAUCUCUAGGCACCUAACGAUUCGAUUCGAUUCCAAUUCCUGAUGUGAGGAUUUGAUUCAUCAUGAUUCUUGAUUCAAACCGAUUCUCCAUUCAAAACGAUUCUCCAUUCAAACCGAUUCUUGCAAUGUAAUUUGGUAUAAUUAUGAUAGAACUAUUCAAAACAAUAAUAAUUAAAUUUUUUCUUGUAAUUUUAAAACAUCGAUUUAAUUUUUUUUUUAUUAUAAAUGAUUCAAAAAUAUUUUUAAAGAAAAUUUAAAAUUAUUACAAAUAAUAUAUAUAUAUAUAUUUUUGUAUAUAAUUUUUUCAAUCGAUUUUUGAAAAUUACGAAUCGGUUUUGAAUCGGGAAGAGAAUCGAUUUUUUUCCCCCGAAAACUUUUCAAAACACAGGUUACGGCUUACAAAAGCUCCUUCUGGCUGCUUGGAAAUGGCCAAAAUACGUAUUUUUAAAAACUGAUUUGUUUUUGUCUUGUAAUUUUCAAAAAUCGAUUUA